AUGGCAGAGCGAUUGCACCGAAUGAAGGGAAAUAUGGACAAGUUUGCAGCAUACAAACAUGCACGAGAAGGCAGGAAAAGGGACUGGAAGGUUGAUGAGGACAUCACAUUAUACGACGAGGUUACCAAAGACCAGUACAAGAGUAUCAUGCGGGGAAGACUGCAGGAGGACGAUUUUGUCAUUGACGAUGGUCUAUUGAUCGAAACGUGCAUUACAGCCAAGAAGAGAACUGGGGAUGCUGUCGCCAAGUCGAAGGCAAAAUCAAAGGCUCCACCUCCACCUGUCGCGCAGCCUUUGAUCAGUGUGUAUCGUCCAGCCAUAUCUGCCGAACAGGAAAAUGAUUUUAUGGCGAACCUUCCUGAAGGCAUUGAGUCAAAUCCAAGUCUCGCUCCGAAGAGGACAAAGAAGAGGAAACCCUUGCCAUCGCCUGAUUAUGACAAUGUGAAACCUGUUAUCGAUUCCUCACCUGUUCUGUACAGAGAACGGAAGAGUUCUAAGAACUUUAACUACGACCCUUACUCGUCUGAUGGUAUGCCUGACGACCUAGGUUCAUCUAACCCACCCUCCAGUGACCUCAUCUCCGAAGACAACAUCGUACAUGUGCUGGCAGAAUUUGCUCCAUUGCUUAAGAACCUCUCAGCAGUCCUUGGGGCACGGGCCCAGGGAGACACUAAGCGUGGUCGCCGCAUGACAAUGCAACCAAUCACUUCAAAAUGUGCCACCUCGUGA
Molecule: messenger RNA, 729 nt
Organism: Pisolithus orientalis
Lineage: Eukaryota; Fungi; Basidiomycota; Agaricomycetes; Boletales; Pisolithaceae
Exons: 3
Coding region: 1-729 (242 amino acids)
Source: RefSeq, a predicted model, not a curated record